This is a messenger RNA of Medicago truncatula (barrel medic), 1682 nucleotides long. RefSeq names its product 3-hydroxyisobutyryl-CoA hydrolase-like protein 5. Gene Ontology annotation, biological process: L-valine catabolic process. The transcript has 16 exons. Gene Ontology annotation, molecular function: 3-hydroxyisobutyryl-CoA hydrolase activity. The record is from RefSeq and is a predicted model, not a curated record. The coding region runs from base 149 to 1327 and encodes 392 amino acids. NCBI's taxonomy places the organism in Eukaryota, Viridiplantae, Streptophyta, Magnoliopsida, Fabales, Fabaceae.
ACUUGUUGACUAUAUGUCUUCAUGUACCAUAUUGUGUGGACUUUCAAAGGAAACACCUACCAUUUUCUGGUGACUUAAAAAUCCACUCAACUUCCAUUGUUGUAGCACUUAAUCCUAUUCCCUUCACACUCUUGAAGUUUUACAUCAAAUGGCAUCUGGUGCUUCCAUUCCAAAUGAAAAGGAUGUUCUUGGAGAAGAGAUAGACCAUGUAAGGGUAAUUACUUUGAACAGACCAAAACAGUUGAAUGCUAUCUCACCUGACCUGGUAUUUCUGCUAGCAGAAUAUUUGGAAAAAUGGGAGAAAGAUGACAAAACAGAUCUAAUUAUCUUGAAGGGAGCUGGUAGGGCUUUCUGUGCUGGAGGGGAUUUGAGAGUAUUCUAUGGUGGCAAGACAACAAGGGAUUCAUGCCUUGAAGUGGUUUACAGAUUUUACUGGCUUUGCCAUCAUAUUAGUACUUAUAAGAAAACUCAGGUUGCUCUUGUCCAUGGAAUUUCAAUGGGUGGAGGUGCAGCAUUGAUGAUCCCAUUGAAAUUCUCGGUUGUAACAGAUAAAACAGUUUUUGCUACUCCUGAAGCAAGUUUUGGAUUUCAUACCGAUUGUGGUUUCUCAUACUAUCAUUCUCGUUUGCCAGGGUAUUUAGGUGAAUACCUGGCGCUUACUGGAGCGCGGUUGAAUGGAAAGGAAUUAGUUGCAGCUGGACUGGCAACUCAUUUUGUCACUUCUGAGAAAAUUGUUGAGCUAGAGAAGCGCUUGAUUAACUUAAAUUCCGGUGAUGAGAAUGCUGUGAGAUCAGUUAUUGAAGAAUUUUCAUCAGAAGUUAAACUUGAUGAAGAGAGUAUUCUAAACAAGAAGUCAAUAAUUGACGAGUGCUUCUCAAAGGAUUCUGUUGAAGAAAUUAUAAAAUCAUUGGAAGCUGAAUCAAGCAAAGAAGGAAAUGGAUGGUUAGGUCCAGCAUUAAAAGGACUGAAAAGAUCAUCACCUACUGCAUUGAAAAUAGCAUUAAGAUCGAUUCGUGAAGGAAGGAAUCAAUCACUAUCUGAAUGUCUAAAAAAGGAAUUCAGAUUAACAAUGAAUAUACUCCGAACUACGAUAUCUGAAGAUAUGUACGAGGGUAUUAGAGCUCUCACCAUUGACAAGGACAAUGCUCCAAAGUGGGAUCCUCCAUCACUUGACAAAGUAGAUGAUGAGAAGUUGGACAUAAUUUUUAAGCCGUUAGACAAGGAAUUAGAGCUUCAGAUUCCAGAAAGUGUGGAAUGCAGGUGGGAUGGUAAAUAUGAGAAUUCAGCUUAUGCUGUUCCAAACAGAGAAACACAAAUAUCAGCUUAGACGUUACUUCUUCGAAAUUCCUCCAAAUAUAUUUCAUGGAUUUCUCUACUUGUCAGUUUCCAUUUAUAUACGAGGUUCCUGGACAAUUUUAAUUUGUAUUAUUAAAAGAGGUUAGCUGAAAUUUUUUUUUUUAUGUAACUUCAGCUAGUAUUAUGGUGAAGAAAUAAAAUGUUUCCUCUAGUUUCCAACGGGGAAACAUCGCUCAAGAGCAGCAUUAAAGGCCUCUUUGGAUUAGCUUAUUUGAGUUUAUCUAUAUAUAAGUAUAUGUGAGACUAUUUGAAAGGGAUUAUAAAAACAGUUUAUCUAUAUGAGUUUAUCUAUAUAUAUUUUUAGAUUAUAAAAACGUCAUUUUGGA